UCUCCGACUGGUCAUUUCAUUUUUUCUCCCUUCACGGCCGGGUCGGCAGCCCCCUCCGCGCUCCUAGGGAGGAACUCCUCGCGAGGAAAGGGGCCCUUGGCCGAGAGGCCGCCUUUCCCCGGAGACGAAGGGCCACGUGCCCGUAACCAAGAGGGCGGCGGCGGCCUCGGAAGAGCGUCGCGGCGCUUCCGGAGACGGCCGGUCAGCCGCGGCGGUCACGCCGGAGACCAUGGCGGCUUUCGCGGCGCGCCGGCGGGCGUGGAUCUCGGCGGGGGGCGUCUGCCGGCAGGUUCCCAGAACAUCAGUUCCUCUGAGAUGGUCGCAGGGCAAAGCCGCUUUGGUUCCUCAGCUGAAGAGUCUUCCUCUCCCUCCUUGGAGGCCCACAGUCCGGUGUCAGAGCACUGCAGCCGUUGCGGGCAUACAGGUUGCUCAAGCUGCAUCAACCCCACCUGUAGAGAACGUCCUCCCCUUAGAGGAACUUGGCCACCUUGUGCAAGAACCAACUUUUGCUGAACUAGGUCUGGAAAGCUACAGCCCAGUGGGCCUAGUCCUGAAGACCCUGGAAUCUUUUCACUUGGACUUGGGGCUGCCUUGGUGGGGAGCCAUCGUGGCAGGGACAGUACUCGUACGCUGUCUGGUUUUCCCACUCAUGGUGAAGAACCAGCAAGACUCGAUUGCGUUAAGCAACCAUAUGCCCCAAAUGACUGUGUUGUCUACUAAAGUCAGCGAGGCCAGGAAGACCGGCAACCACCAGCAGUUUAUGAAGGCCGUUGCAGAUCUGGAGCACUAUCAGAAAACCCAUAACGUUAACCCCUUGCGAGGAUUUAUCACGCCCUUUGUCCAGGCACCCAUUUUCCUCUCAUUCUUCUUUGCCCUACGCAAAAUGGCUGAGUUUCCUGUGCCCAGCCUGGAGACAGGGGGACUUUGGUGGUUCAUGAAUCUCACAGCCCCUGAUCCUUACUACGUACUACCCCUGACGGUAACUGUCACCAUGUGGAUUAUUUUGGAGACCGGGAUGCAAACAGCAGCCCCAAACCCAAACCUCGACCUAAUGAAAAAGGUUUUCCGAGUGAUGCCAGUGCUCUUCCUUCCUUUCAUCAUUUCCUUUCCAACGGCCAUCUUUACCUACUGGCUGACAUCCAACAUGUUCUCGAUUAUGCAAGUAUUACUGUUCCGUUUGCCCGCCGUUCGUACUUUUUUCCACAUCCCUGAGAGGGUGGUACACAGUCCUGAGCGCUUAGCUCCCCAGGAAGAUUUUCUGAAGAGCAUCAAGAAAGGAUGGAAGGAUAUCCAGAUCGCUCAUCAGUUAGAGCAGCGAGAGCAGUACAUUAAAAAACAACUGGAUUCAACACGUAAAGGGUCACUCCACCAAACCUUUCCCCAUAAACCUUUACAGCAUCCUGGCAAGUCAUCACCACAAAAGAGACAAAUAGGAUGAAUACCACUGAAUUCUAUUCAAGGCAAAAACGUUCUACUUCCCUUAUCCUUUUGCCCUAAACUAUUAAUUUUGUUUUCCACUUGCUCUGACAGCAUAUGUGUAAAUGUGUCUCUCUGUAAAUUUAUUACAUAAAACUAUGCUUUGAAUUAA
This is a messenger RNA of Python bivittatus (Burmese python), 1588 nucleotides long. Its product is annotated as OXA1L mitochondrial inner membrane insertase. NCBI's taxonomy places the organism in Eukaryota, Metazoa, Chordata, Lepidosauria, Squamata, Pythonidae. Gene Ontology annotation, molecular function: membrane insertase activity. The record is from RefSeq and is a predicted model, not a curated record. Gene Ontology annotation, biological process: protein insertion into mitochondrial inner membrane from matrix. Gene Ontology annotation, cellular component: mitochondrial inner membrane.